Molecule: messenger RNA, 960 nt
Organism: Striga asiatica
Lineage: Eukaryota; Viridiplantae; Streptophyta; Magnoliopsida; Lamiales; Orobanchaceae
Source: the annotation of a GenBank genome assembly
AUGGAUGGUCCUCGGCGCGCGAGGUUCAACUGCGGCAGUGCUGGGGUAGAUCACGGCGGAGGAGGCGAUGACGAGGCAACCACCAAAAACCCCAACCUCUACUACAACAUAACUAUCAUAAUUACCAAAGACUUCAGCACCAAAAUCCCCACCAAAAUCCCCAACCACUACUCCACCAAAACUAUUACAAUUACCAAAGUCUUCAGGUGGUAUAGGCAGCCGAGUGAAUGUCUCGGUGGAGAGGUUGAGGGAGACAAUAUCCCGUCUACCCGCAGACACUUCAACAUACCAGUGGAUGGAUCCGUUCAGGAACUUGCCCUCCUGGCCGCCGGUGUCCGCACCCGGCCAGCUCAGGGGCUUCCACGAGUUGGCCCUCGAGCUAUAAAUCAUGGCAUGGCUCUCGUGCUCGUCGUUCCAUAUCAUCGUGAAACUGUGAACCUCGAUCACCUUGAAAUCGUCAUGGACCUCAUCAUACCCAAAGGAAUACGAAUUGGGGAAGAUUUCCAUUUUUCUCGUGGCUGGAUUCAUUAUACAGAUGCUGCACUUGGGUUGAUCAGACGAGUAGGACAAAAUAAAGCAAACAAGACCGUUACAAGAUCCGAUCAUCGUCAAAUAGAUAUCAGGGGCAAUAGGAGGGCAGCAGCCGGUGUAUGGGUCGGCCAUGACGGAGCCAUCGAUGGCGGAGUUGAUGGGGCAAGUGUAAAGGCUGCCGUCGUUGUUAGUUAUGAGGCCGAAGAUGAGUCGGACUCCGGCAGGAUUUUCAAUUUUCUCGUGGCUGGAUUCAUUAUACAGAUGCUGCACUUGGGUUCAUUGUACGAGUCGGACGAAAUAAAGCAAACAAGACCGUUACAAGAUCCGAUCAUCGUCAAAUCGAUGAUCUCAUCGUCAGGGGCAAUAGGAGGGCAGUCUAAGGGGGGGACGUCGAAGGGGAUCGGAUCUCGAUUGUCGUCGACGGAAUAA